This is a messenger RNA of Paramecium sonneborni, 552 nucleotides long. NCBI's taxonomy places the organism in Eukaryota, Ciliophora, Oligohymenophorea, Peniculida, Parameciidae. The record is from the annotation of a GenBank genome assembly.
UAAAUUAUAAAUACUAUGGAUCUGAUUGUUAUGCCAUGUACUUUAUAAAAGAGAACUCCAAAAAGGUUUGAUACUUAAAAUUAGGAAUCCUAUCAUCAAGGAAAAACAACACCUCUAAAAAAUAACCAUAGAAAAAUUUCAACAACUUCUCCAAGAGUUAGAUUCCAUUCCUAAACUGACAAAAAAUAUGAAGACAAAGGUGUAGGAUGUGAUCUUUUUGAAAAUGCAUAAAUAACAAAGACUUUUUAAUUUAAUAUGCCUCAAAUUGAGAAUUUUAUAUAACCGCCACUUAUUCCUGAUAAAAAAGUGUUGAAGAAGAAAAAUGGCUUAAUUAUAUUUAAACCAAUUCCAAAGGAAUAUCAUCUGAAGACAUUUUACUAAAGUCCUAAAAAUUACACUAUUAUAAAUAAUGUAAAAAAGAGAGAUUUCAGACUUAAGAAAAUGAUGGACACAGAAUUAAUGAAAUAAAGUUUGGAAAAAGAAAAGUGGUUUACUGAUAGAAAUUGCCGUAUUUUCUUAAAUGAUUUAUGGUCUGAUUCCUAUUUUCAAUGA